AUGGGUAGAGAUCACACCACCAAACAACACAUCAGAUCAGGUCACAGAACCGCUCCAAAAUCAGACAAUGUCUAUUUGAAGUUAUUGGUCAAAUUGUACUCAUUCUUGGCUCGUCGUACUGAUGCUCCAUUCAACAAGGUCAUUUUGAAAUCAUUGUACUUGUCUAAAAUCAACAGACCACCAGUCUCAGUUUCAAGAAUUUCACGUGCUUUGAAAAACGAAGGUGCUUCCCAAAAGACCAUUGUCGUUGUUGGUACUGUUACCGAUGACAACAGAUUGUUGGAAUUCCCAAAGACUACUGUUGCUGCUUUGAGAUUCACCGCUGGUGCCAAGGCUAGAAUUUUGAAGAACGGUGGUGAAGCCAUCACUUUGGAUCAAUUGGCUUUAAGAGCCCCAAAAGGUCAAAACACUUUGAUCGUUAGAGGUCCAAGAAACGCCAGAGAAGCUGUCAGACACUUUGGUUUCGGUCCACACAAGGGUAAAGCUCCAAGAAUCUUGUCCAAGGGUAGAAAAUUCGAAAGAGCUAGAGGUAGAAGAAGAUCAAGAGGUUUCAAGGUCUAA
Molecule: messenger RNA, 561 nt
Organism: Lodderomyces margitis
Lineage: Eukaryota; Fungi; Ascomycota; Pichiomycetes; Serinales; Debaryomycetaceae
Gene: RPL18
Product: 60S ribosomal protein eL18
Exons: 2
Coding region: 1-561 (186 amino acids)
Biological process (GO): translation
Cellular component (GO): ribosome; cytosolic large ribosomal subunit
Molecular function (GO): RNA binding; structural constituent of ribosome
Source: RefSeq, a predicted model, not a curated record